Molecule: messenger RNA, 954 nt
Organism: Talpa occidentalis (Iberian mole)
Lineage: Eukaryota; Metazoa; Chordata; Mammalia; Eulipotyphla; Talpidae
Product: calcium homeostasis modulator protein 6-like
Exons: 2
Coding region: 1-954 (317 amino acids)
Molecular function (GO): monoatomic cation channel activity
Source: RefSeq, a predicted model, not a curated record
AUGAAAACCUGGGCUAAGAACAUCCUGGAGAAGUUUCCCAAAUGGCUCAAGCAUGGCAGCAAGCUGGAAUAUGGCUUGGUGAGCCUGCUGACCGCAGGCGGAGAGCGCAUCUUCUCCACUGCAAUAUUCCAGUGCCCCUGCCACCCCACCUGGAACCUGCCCUAUGGCAUGGUCUUCCUGCUGGUGCCUGCACUGGCGCUUUUCCUCCUGGGCUACGUGCUGAACACACGCACCUGGCGCCUGAUGACCGGCUGCUGCAGGUGGGACCGCAGCCAGUCGUGCACCUGUGGGUGCCAGAACUGCAAGAAGUUCCUGUGGAUCAGUGCCAACGCUUUGGUUGCCCCUCUCACCUGGGUGGCUGUGGGGCUGCUUGGGGGCACUUUCUACGAGUGCUCCGCCAGCGGGAUCCCCUCCUUAGCAAGGCGCUUGUGCCUUGGCCGCAGAGACAACUGCUCCACGUUAAUGCCCAAGUUGCCCUGUCUGGAAGCCAACUGCUCCAUGUUGAUGCCCAAGAUACACUGUCUGCGGAACAAAGAUUGGGACCUGCAGGACCUCCUGAAGGUGCUCAAGGCCCAGUCACAGGUGGCUGGCUGGAUCCUGAUAGCUGUGGUUAUCCUCAUUCUAAUGAUUGGUACAUCUAUACACUAUUGCAGAUCUCCAGUUAGUUUUUGGCAGUUGAAAUUUAAGAACAUCUAUGUGAUUGAGGAGAAGAAGAGCCUUACAAAAGAAUCCAGAAAGAAUGCAACUGAAUUGGCAAAUGAGAAUGUUAAAUGUUUCUUUGAGGGCUCACGUCCACAUCACAAGACUCCAAGUGGUCAAGACUGGAAAACUAUUUCACCACUCUAUACUUUGAAUUCAGAGGAGCCAUACUAUAGCAUGUUGCAGAAAUAUGUUAACACGAGAAAGAUGGGCGAUGUGGCUUCUACUUUUAAUGUAGAAGAGGCACAAGUUUAA